AUGUCGUCCCCGAACUCCUCAUCAAGUGACGGUCGUAUCCUUGGUGGGGCCGCGUCUUCAUUCCCCGGAUUCCAGGAUUCAUGUCUCAAAGACAUCACACCCGCUGGGCAAUCUACCAACUUCCGAAUGCGACGCUCAUCUGCUGCAUGCGAGACAUGCAAGAAGCUGAAGAUACGAUGUAGUCGUGAUAACCCUGGGAUGCCCUGCGCCAAGUGUGCGGCAUUCAAAAUCGACUGCUAUGUUGCCAAAGGUUCCAAACCAAAGCAAUCAGGCUAUCGGCCGCAAAAAGAGAAGGCUGUGAAGAAACUUCCCGUUGAGCGCGCCAAGACAUCAACUCAGAAUGCGAGGCCGCAGACGAGCUUUGUGACACCGCCUCCAACCGUGGCCCCUUCAACGCCGAAGGACACCAUGCCGUCAGUCGACGAUAGGAGUUACAUAAAUCUACUUGCAGAGCCGGGAAUCUCUCGGGAACCAGUCACCGCCACUCACAAAUUAGCUUACCUUGGUGAGCCAUGUAGCAUCGCACUAUUAGGGCAGGAAAGCUUUCCCGAACAAAUUGGGUACACUGCUCCGGUAAACAACACUCCCCUAAGCGACAGACUCGAGAAAUUGGACAGGAUCGAAGUCGAGAUCUUGAUUCGCAAGGGCGCUUUAAUGUUGCCGCCGAAGCCGCUCUGUGAUGACCUCAUCAACUCCUACUUCAAAUGGAUACACCCAAUAAUACCUAUUUUGAAUCAAGCCAGGUUCAUGAGGCAGUAUCGCGAUCGAGAUAAUCCGCCAUCGCUUUUACUUCUCCAAGCUGUAAUAUUAGCUGCGUCGCGCGUAUCCAACAACCCCUUGUUGACCGAUUCGAAUGGGUCAACCGUCACAGCCUCAUGUACGUUUUAUAAAAGAGCAAAGGCACUUUACGACGCCAAUUUUGAAACCGAUCGAGUUACUGUCGUACAGUCACUGAUCUUAAUCGGCUGGCACUGGGAUGGCGUAGACGACGUUGUCAAGAACGUGUAUUACUGGGGUCGCGUGGCAAUCAUCAUCGCUCAAGACACAGGCAUGCAUCGAAGUGUGGAAGCUUCGCACCUCAGCAGCGCCGACAAAAGAUUAUGGAAGCGCAUUUGGUGGACACUAGUUACUCGGGAUCGUUCCAUUGCCGUUGCCUUUGGCCGUCCGGUAAUAAUAAACCUGGAUGAUUGCGACGUCGAAACACUCGAGCAUGACGACUUCAUUGACGAUGACGAAGACUACGAGAGAUUUGCCGUCUACACCUAUACUCCUGAACCAGAACAUGUACACUUCUUCUUGAGAUACGUUGAAUUAUCCAAGAUUAUGGGCCGAAUCCAGUCAUCGCUAUAUUCAGCCCUGCCCACAGGUCAACAGAACAUGCCCGAAGUGCUACGCAUAGACAAAAGCCUUGCCAUCUGGCUUCGAGAAUGUCCCGAUACCGUUUUUUGGCCGCGCUGCCAGCCUAAUUUCUGGGCUUCGCUACUACACUUAAAUUAUUACACGGCAGUGUGCAUGGUACACAGGUUUCCAUUAUCCGUUGGAAGUUCGGAAACUUCCUUGCAGGAGACGUGGAACCACCCUUCACGAGACAUAGCAUUUCAUGCAGCAGCGAUGAUAACGUCUAUUGUUGAGAAGCUGGCGGAAGAAGACCAAAUACGAUACUGUCCCGCAUACAUUGUGCAUACACUUUUCUCGGCGUUCGUCAUGCAUGUGUAUCAGAUGAGGUCACCAGAGUUGUAUGUCAGACGAACAGCUCAAGGGCGCUUGUAUAGUUGCAUGCAGGUCACCAAGAGGAUUUCGAAUGUGUGGCUAGUAGGGAAGAUGGUUCACAAGGUCAUUGAAUUCGUGGUGGACAAUAAGCUAUUUGAGGAACAUUUCCGCAAGGCUAAGGAUGACUAG
This is a messenger RNA of Pochonia chlamydosporia 170, 1899 nucleotides long. Its product is annotated as C6 transcription factor Ctf1A. Bases 1 to 1899 code for a protein of 632 amino acids. Gene Ontology annotation, biological process: DNA-templated transcription; regulation of DNA-templated transcription. Lineage: Eukaryota; Fungi; Ascomycota; Sordariomycetes; Hypocreales; Clavicipitaceae. The transcript has 5 exons. Gene Ontology annotation, molecular function: DNA-binding transcription factor activity, RNA polymerase II-specific; zinc ion binding; DNA binding. The record is from RefSeq and is a predicted model, not a curated record.